AUGGAUAAAUCUGGGGUUAAAUUAGAUAAGGCAGGUGAAGAAUAUAAGACGUGUCUGCAACAAUUUAUUGAUGAUUCAUUGCUUGUUGCAUCUCACGAUGGGAUGCUCAAAUGUCCUUGCAAGAAGUGUUAUAAUCGGUUUUGGCGUGAAACAAAUCUUGUUUGGGCACACUUAUUGUAUGAAGGGAUGGAUCCACAUUAUGAAGAUCAAGUCUGGGUUUUUCAUGGUGAACAUUUACCUGACCCUGACUUCAUGGAGGAGGUAGAAGAACAAGAAUUGUGUGAACCCACAGUUAAUGAAAUCCACAAUGUCUUGUAUGAUGUUUUUGGGAGCGAUAGCUCUGCGAAUGAUGGCCAUGUUGAUACAGAGGGUCAAACUACUAAUGUGCGAGCCGAGUAUGCAGAAAAGUUUUAUGACUUACUCAAUGAUGCAAACACACACUUGUAUGCUGGUUCAACGAAGAUGAAGAAGUUAGAGUUUCUUGUUAAACUGUACCAAGCCAAAUGCUUGUCAGGUUCAACUGAUAAGGGAAUGGAUAUCAUGUUAAAGUUGGUAAAAAUUAUUCUUCCAGAUGGGGAGACAUUACCGAACAGCUUCUACGAUGUAAAGCAGUUAAUUGAGGAUCUUGGUUUGACAUACCAAAAAAUUGAUGCGUGUCCGAAUGAUUGUAUGCUAUACUGGAAAGAAUCUAUACUUGAUGAUUCUUGUAAUCAUUGUGGGCAAAAUAGGUACCAAAAACAAGAUGUGGAGGAGAAUGGUGAUACCAGAAAAGUCCCGGCUAAAGUGCUUAGAUACUUUCCACUAACACCUAGAUUGCAGCGCUUAUAUUUGUCAAGGGGCCACGUUGACCCUGGGAUGAUGGAAAACACCAUUUCAGUUGAGGAGCGAUGGAAUUACACUGAUGACAGGGUUAGCAAAGAACAGUUGAGGUUAUUGGUGCAAUAUUGGGAGACUAGUCCAGCGCUGAAACGAUCAAUCACAAAUAAAUGUAAUCAUGCGAAGCGCAGGAUGCACCACACAACGGGGACAAAAUCAUAUGCCCAAGUGAGGAACCAAUAUAAGGUGAAUCACAGGGGUGUCUCCCCUGACAGAUGCAAAAUAUUUGAACUAUGCCACCUAAGAAAGAAUGGAACACUUGUGAAUAAGACAGCUGCAAAAGCUGUGAGGCAUCCAUGUAAUAAAAUGCACAGUUAA
Prunus armeniaca (apricot) is the source of this 1194-nucleotide messenger RNA. NCBI's taxonomy places the organism in Eukaryota, Viridiplantae, Streptophyta, Magnoliopsida, Rosales, Rosaceae. The record is from the annotation of a GenBank genome assembly.